This is a messenger RNA of Passer domesticus (house sparrow), 4041 nucleotides long. RefSeq names its product 6-phosphogluconolactonase (gene PGLS). The record is from RefSeq and is a predicted model, not a curated record. Bases 198 to 950 code for a protein of 250 amino acids. Gene Ontology annotation, biological process: pentose-phosphate shunt; carbohydrate metabolic process. The transcript has 5 exons. Lineage: Eukaryota; Metazoa; Chordata; Aves; Passeriformes; Passeridae. Gene Ontology annotation, molecular function: 6-phosphogluconolactonase activity.
GGGCAACGAGGCAUCCGCGCUCCCCCGGGCAGCGCCGCCACGCAAGGCCGAGGCUUCACUAGGCCGCGCUAGGCCGCGCGUUGCUAAGCAACGCGCCGCGCGCUCAGGCCACUUCCUGCUCUAAACCCGCGGUCGCUUAGCAACGCGUCGCGCUGCCGACGUCACUUCCCCCUUCUUCUUCGCCCGGCGCCGCCAUCAUGGCGGCUGUGUCGGUGUUCCCGUCCCAAGGCGAGCUCGGCGCGGCCCUGGCGCGGCUGGUGGCGGAGGCGGCGGCCGAGGCGGUGGCGAGCGGCGGCCGCUUCACGCUGGGGCUGUCCGGGGGCUCGCUGGUGCCGCUGCUGGCGCGGGAGCUGCCGCCCGCCCUCAGCGCGGCGCCCGGCGCGGAGCCGGCGCGCUGGCUCGUGGCGUUCUGCGACGAGCGCCUGGUGCCGCCCGAGCACCCCGAGAGCACCGGCGGCGCCUACCGGGCCCAGCUGCUGUCCCAGCUGCCCCCCCCCGGCCCCCGGGUGCUCGGGGUCAGCCCCGGGCUGGGCCCGGCCGAGGCCGCGCGCGACUACGAGGAGCAGCUCCGGAGGGCGUUCCCGGGCAUGGACAUCCCCCAGUUUGACCUGCUGCUGCUGGGGGUGGGGCCGGACGGACACACCUGCUCGCUGUUCCCGGGCCACGCCCUGCUCCAGGAGCAGACGUCCCUGGUGUGCCCCGUCCUGGACUCCCCCAAGCCGCCUCCCCAGCGGGUGACGAUGACGCUGCCGCUCCUCAACGCGGCCAAGUCCCUCCUGGUGGUGGCCACCGGCGCCUCCAAGGCCCCCGUGCUCAAGCGCAUCCUGCAGGAGCAGCAGCAGCCCCUGCUGCCGGCGGCGCGGCUGCGGCCGCGCUCGGGGCGGCUCCGCUGGCUCCUGGACCGGGCGGCGGCGGCCGAGCUGCAGAUCCCGCUGGAAAAAUGCUCCUGAAAGUCAGGAAUUCCUGGGAAAAUGGGCUGGGGAGGGAGGAAUGGAUGGGAAUGGGGGGAUUCCGGGGGAAAAUGGCGUUAAAAUGGAGAAAUUCCGGAGAAAAAUGGCGUUAAAAUGGAAGAAUUCCAUGGAAAAUGGUUUUUAAAUUGAGGAAUUCCCAGGAAAAAUGUACUUAAAAUUGAGAAGUUCCGUGGAAAAAUGUCCUUAAAAUGUAGAAAUUCCAGGAAAAAUGGCGUUAAAAUGGAGAAAUUCCAGAGAAAAAUGUCCUUAAAAUGUAGAAAUUCCAGGAAAAAUGUCUUUAAAAUCAAGGAAUUGAGGGAAAAUGUCCUUAAAAUGGAGAAAUUCCGUGGAAAAUAUUCUUAAAAUGGAGAAAUUCCAUGGAAAAAUGGCUUUAAAAUUGAGGAAUUCCAUGGAAAAAUGUCCUGGGACUUCCUCUGUUCCUGGGGAAAAUGUCCCUGAAAUUCAGGAAUUCCGGGGAAAUGGGCUGGGGAGGGAGGAACAGCUGGGGAUGGGGGGAUUCCGGGGAAAAAUGGCGUAAAAAUGGAAAAAAUCCAGGGAAAAAUGGCGUUAAAAUGGAGAAAUUCCGGGGGAAAAUGGCCGUGAAAUGGAGGAAUCCCAUGGAAAAUGGUUUUUAAAUUGAGGAAUUCCCAGGAAAAAUGUUCUUAAAAUGGAGAAAUUCCGGGGAAAAAUGUCCUUAAAGUUGAGAAAUUCCAGGGAAAAUGUCGUUAAAAUGGAAAAAUUCCAUUGAAAAUGUCUUUGAAAUGGAGGAAUUCCCUGCAAAAGCAGGAAAAAUGUCCUUAAAAUGGAGAAAUUCCAUGGAAAAUGGUCUUGAAAUGGAGGAAUUCCCAGGAAAAAUGGGAAAAAUGGAGAAAUUCCAUGGAAAAUGGUUUUUAAAUGGAGGAAUUGCAGAGAAAAAUGGUUUUAAAAUGGAGGAAUUCCCAGGAAAAAUGGUCCUGGAAGUGAAAAUUCUAAUGGAAAAUUAAUUAUUUCUUGAUUUAGAGCUGAAAUUCUUGGGUAAAAUGUCCUUAAACAGAGGAAUUACAGGAAAAAAAAACGCAGGAAAAAUGUUCUUGAAAUCGAGGAAUUCCUGGAAAAAUGGGCUGGGAAUUGAAUUCCAUGGAAAAAUGGGAGAAAUGUCCUUAAAAUGGAGAAAUUCCAGGGAAAAUGUCCUUAAAAUAGAGAAAUUCCAUGGAAAAAUGGGAAAAAUGUCCUUAAAAUGGAGAAAUUCCAGGGAAAAAUGGGGGGGAAAUGUCCUCAAUUCCUGGCAAAAACGGUUCUGGAAGUGAGAAUUCCCAUGGAAAAUUAAUUAUUUAUGGAUUUAGAGCUGGAAUUCCAGGGAAAAAUGGGGAAAAUGUCUUUAAAAUGGAGAAAUUCCAGGGAAAAAUGUCCUUAAAAUGGAGAAAUUCCAGGAAAAAUGUCCUUAAAAUGGAGAAAUUCCUGGGAAAAAUGGGAAAAAUGUCCUUAAAAUGGAGAAAUUCCUGGGAAAAAUGGAAAAAAUGUCCUUAAAAUGGAGAAAUUCCUGGGAAAAAUGGGGAAAAUGUCUUUAAAAUGGAGAAAUUCCAGGGAAAAAUGUCCUUAAAAUGGAGAAAUUCCAGGAAAAAUGUCCUUAAAAUGGAGAAAUUCCAUGGAAAAAUGGGAAAAAUGUCCUUAAAAUGGAGAAAUUCCAUGGAAAAAUGGGAAAAAUGUCCUUAAAAUGGAGAAAUUCCAGGGAAAAAUGGGAAAAAUGUCCUUAAAAUGGAGAAAUUCCAGGAAAAAUGUCCUUAAAAUAGAGAAAUUCCAUGGAAAAAUGCCCUGAAAAUUGAGGAAUUCCUGGGGAAAAGUGGAAAAAUGUCCUUAAAAUGGAGGAAUGAAAUGGAAAAAUGGUUUGAAAAUUGAGAAAUUCCAUGGAAAAAUGUCCUGGGAAUGGAAAAAUUCCCAUGAAAAUAUCUCAGGAAUUGAGAAUUUUUAUGGAAAAAACCACUCCAGGAGCUGGGAAUUCCACUGGGAAAUUAUUUGGGAUUUCAGAGCUGGAAUUCCUGGGGAAAAGGUCCCAAAAAAUGGAGGAAUUCCAUGGAAAAGAUUCCAGGAAUUAAAGGAUUUUCUGUGGAAAAAUGGCCCAGGAAUUGAGAAUUCCAACGGGAUUUUUGGACUCUUUUAUUUGGGAUUUUUGACUUUUUAUUUUGGGAUUUUUGGACUUUUUGGGGAGGAUUUUUGGACUCUUUUUUUGGGAUUUUUCACGGGAUUUUUUGGGAUUUUUAGACUCUUUUUUGGAGGAUUUUUUCUUUUUAUUUUGGAUUUUUUGACUCUUUUAUUUGGGAUUUGGACUGGAUUAAUUGGGAUUUCUGGGCUGUUUUAUUUGGGAUUUUUUUACUUUUUGGGGGGAUUUUUUGGGGAUUUUUGGGGAUUUUUUGGGAUUUUUGGACUCUUUUUUUGGGAUUUUUCACGGGAUUUUUCACGGGAUUUUUAGACUUUUUUGAAGGAUUUUAACUUUUUAUUUUGGGAUUUUUGGACUCUUUUAUUUGGGAUUUUUUUUUUUGACUGGAUUAAUUGGGAUUUUUGGAAUUUUUGGGAUUUUUUACUUUUUAUUUUAGGAUUUUUGAAGUCUUUUUUUGGGGAUUUUUUUCUUUUUAUUUUUGGAUUUUUGGACUCUUUUAUUUGGGAUUUUGGACCGGAUUAAUUGGGAUUUCUGGGCUCUUUUAUUUGGGAUUUUUUGACUUUUUGGGGGGAUUUUUUGGGAUUUCUGGACUCUUUUUUGGGAUUUUUGGCUGAAUUUUUUUUUUAAUUUUUGGACUAUUUUUUGGGAUUUCUGAACUCUUUUUUUUGGGACUUUUGGACUCUUUUUUUGUCGAUUUUUAGCUGGAUUUUUUGGGAGCAGGGGGCGCUUUGGCUGAGCUGGAAAUUCCCAGAAAAUCCUCAAAAUUCCGGGAAAAAAAAAAAAAUUAAAAAUCACAGAAAUCAAAAAAUUCCAAAAUCAGGAGCGGGGCCGGGAAUCCCAGCGGGAACUGGGAGAGGAAAAAUGGGAUGAAAAUGGGACCAAAACUCGGGAUUUUGGAGUUUUAGGAGAUUUUAUUUUGAUUUUUUGGAGAAUAAACGGAGCUUGGCUGAGCUGGAA